Messenger RNA from Quercus lobata, 1525 nucleotides. RefSeq names its product short integuments 2, mitochondrial-like. The transcript is spliced from 6 exons. NCBI's taxonomy places the organism in Eukaryota, Viridiplantae, Streptophyta, Magnoliopsida, Fagales, Fagaceae. Gene Ontology annotation, cellular component: mitochondrion. Bases 173 to 1324 code for a protein of 383 amino acids. The record is from RefSeq and is a predicted model, not a curated record. Gene Ontology annotation, biological process: mitochondrial translation. Gene Ontology annotation, molecular function: GTPase activity; GTP binding.
AGAAAAAAGAAGAAGACACUGUUCAAAAACAAUACAAGAAGUUACCUGGCUUAAACCCUAUACGGCUAAAACCUCCCAGUCUCCCACCAUCAUGUCAUUUCCAGUAAUCGUGAGCUGAGACCAAUCGUGAUCAAUAAGCCCACAACUCAACUCAACUGUUAUAGAAGAGAAGAUGGGAUUGGGAGAGGCAAAGAGAGUGGUAACUAACAAGAAAUUGAAGGGGUUGGGGGAGAUGGCUUUCGCCGUCGGCGGUGGCCCCGUCAACUGGUUCCCCGGCCACAUGGCCGCCGCCACACGCGCCAUCAGAGACCGCCUCAAACUCGCAGACCUCGUCGUCGAAGUCCGCGACGCUCGCAUUCCUUUCUCCUCCGCCAGCCACCACCUCCAACCCCAGCUCUCCUCCAAACGACGCGUCGUUGCUCUCAACAAGAAAGACUUGGCCAACCCUAACAUCAUGCCCAAAUGGAUUCGCUACUUCGAUUCCUGCUCCACCAACCAGGAUUGCGUCGCCAUUAAUGCCCAUAGCAAGACCUCUGUUAACAAGCUUCUUGAGCUUGUGGAGUUCAAGCUAAGGGAAGUGAUUUCAAGGGAACCUACACUACUUGUUUUGGUGGUUGGUGUUCCUAAUGUUGGCAAGUCGGCUUUAAUUAAUUCAAUCCAUCAAAUUGCAUCGUCUCGAUUUCCUGUGCAGGAGAAGAUGAAGCGAGCUACAGUCGGCCCAUUGCCCGGAGUUACUCAAGAUAUUGCUGGAUACAAGAUUGCACAUCAGCCUAGCAUAUAUGUCCUAGACACUCCAGGAGUAUUGGUUCCAAGUAUCCCCGACAUAGAGACAGGACUGAAGCUAGCUCUUACAGGGUCUGUGAAAGAUUCAGUGGUAGGUGAGGAGCGUAUUGCACAAUACUUGCUAGCGGUUUUAAAUACUCGGGGGACCCCCCUUCAUUGGAAGCACUUGAACAACAGGAGACUGGAAGGGAUUCGGUAUGAUUCUAAGGAAAAACAUGAGUAUAACCUUAAAGAUCUUCGGCCAAAAAGGAGGAAGCUGCCAAAUGACUCUGAUGUAUUUUACGUUGAGGAUCUUGUCACAGAAGUCCAAUGUGCUUUGUAUUUAACUCUGUUAGAAUUCACCGGUAAUGUAGAAGAUGAGAGUGACUUGGAGGGUCUUAUAGAGCAGCAGUUUGUAGCACUGCAGAAGGCAUUUAAGAUACCUCAUAAGGCCUCAGAAGCUCGUUUGAUGGUAUCAAAAAAGCUUCUUACUUUAUUUAGGGCAGGUAAACUUGGUCCAUUCAUCCUUGAUGAUGUCCCCGAUGCAAAUACUGUGUCUUGACUUGUUAGUCACUUUUUUUUUUUGGGUGUAACAUUACAAUUGUAUAUGCAGGUCUUUUAUUUUUCCUCCUCUUUUCCCUCCUACUUUGUUGUGUUAAUGUCUCAAAUUUACUCAAGUUGUAUUACAAAGCUAACAGAUGCUUGCAUGUGUUGGUGAGUUCUUGUCACAUUUUUAAUGAAAAAUCUGCAUUCCAAAUGCUAA